GGAAGCUGGCCUCCGGACUCAAGUGAGGAAUGGCAAAGCCAGCCCGUGGAGAUGGCUCUCUGCCAGGCUUCGUCAUGCUCCUCUUCCUGCAGAUGCUGCCCACUGGCCAUGGGAAAGCGGACUUCUACGUCCUUGCACCCCAAGACCCCCUCCUGGCGAUUGUGGGGGAGGACACAGAGCUUCCGUGCAGCCUCGCCCCCAGCAUCAGCGCCCAGGGCAUGGAGCUGAGGUGGUACCGGGAGCAGCCCACGCCAGCCGUGCACGUGCGUGUGGGCGGGAGGGACGCCCAGGAAGAGCAGAUGGUGGAGUACCGGGGGAGGACGGCGCUCGUGAGCGGCCUGGACUGGGGUGUGGCCGCCCUGAGGAUACACAACGUCACCACGUUUGACAAUGGGACCUACCACUGCCUUUUCAAGGAGCACACGUCCUACAGCCAUGCCACCCUGUGGCUGAAGGUGGCAGGGCUGGGCGCAGCCCCUCAAAUCCAAGUGAUUGACAAACAGGACCAAGGCAUCUGGGCAACGUGCAGCUCAGCAGGCUGGUACCCAGAGCCCCGGGUGGAGUGGAGGGACCUCAGAGGACAGACGCUGCCUGCUGUGAUCCGCGUCUCCGUCUCAGCCGCCACAGGCCUCUUCGGCGUGGUGUCCAGUGUAGCCCCCCAGGACAGGGCUAUAGACGGUCUGACCUGCUCCAUCUCCAACCCUCUCCUCUCUGAGAGUAAAGUAGCUGCGAGGCGCCUGCCCUGUGAGUAUUCUGUGCCAUUCUGUCUUCACAAUCACUGCGCGCCAUGCCCACGGCCCUGCACCCCGGGGACGCGGGAGGGGCUUGUACUGCCCGGGGCAGCCGGGUCUGGUCAGCUGGCCCUGUCCACAGCCCUGCUGGGGACUCGGUGA
This is a messenger RNA of Dipodomys ordii (Ord's kangaroo rat), 893 nucleotides long. RefSeq names its product butyrophilin-like 10 (gene Btnl10). The record is from RefSeq and is a predicted model, not a curated record. The transcript is spliced from 4 exons. Gene Ontology annotation, molecular function: signaling receptor binding. NCBI's taxonomy places the organism in Eukaryota, Metazoa, Chordata, Mammalia, Rodentia, Heteromyidae. Gene Ontology annotation, biological process: T cell receptor signaling pathway; regulation of cytokine production. Gene Ontology annotation, cellular component: external side of plasma membrane. The coding region runs from base 30 to 893 and encodes 287 amino acids.